Molecule: messenger RNA, 1788 nt
Organism: Alternaria alternata
Lineage: Eukaryota; Fungi; Ascomycota; Dothideomycetes; Pleosporales; Pleosporaceae
Exons: 2
Coding region: 1-1788 (595 amino acids)
Biological process (GO): transmembrane transport; metal ion transport
Cellular component (GO): membrane
Molecular function (GO): metal ion transmembrane transporter activity
Source: RefSeq, a predicted model, not a curated record
AUGCAGCAAGAGAAGCAUGCACCGGACUCGCCAUGGCGACAUCGGCGGUUUCCACCUGAUGCUUCUUCCGAAUUACCUUGGGACGAUCAAUUUCGGCAGCCAGUACUAUCGCACGAUCGGUGGAAGAGUCGAGUCGACUUCAAUGCCUUCAUCAACUCAAUGGACGAUGAGUCUUUUGGAUAUCUGUGUUUGGUACGCGAGUAUGCGACUCGCGCUCUGCAGGGUAAAGCGGCAGAAUAUAGUGGGCUAUACAAGGCCAUUGUGUCUCAAACGUCUCGAGAAGAAGACAUGUCUCGUAUGUCGGUCAUCGAAUUCGAGGCUGACGGGCUACGCUCGAGGACUUUUCUAACUUUUGACGACUUUUUGAUCUAUGUGCAUAAAUCUUUUGAAGAAGGAGAGACGUCUUCGAGGCGCUUGUUCGUAUUGGAAGACAUGCCUGUGCGGUAUAUUUGUCUUCUAGGGUCAAGACUACGCAUCCAUCCUACGGUUUUUGCACGCCAUUAUAGCACCGAGGAAAGUAGCACCAUAUCAGACAACAUCAUUGGUCUUCCUUCUGUCGUCCAGACUAGUACGGAGAACGGCCUAGACUACGAGAGCGACGAUGAACAGCUCCAUAAGCCAUAUAAGAGACGAAGUUUUACGCUGAGGUAUCCCAUCGUCAUGCCACGAGUAUCUGCAAAGCAAAAUCCCGACCCAAUUAGAUGUCCACCAUGGCUCAAGCCUAACGACAGACUCAGAGACCAAAGCGCCAAUCCACGAUUCAUAGUGGAGAGGAGCCUGGAAACACCGACCAGCUAUGAUCCAUGGGAUACGAGAGGCGAGAUUUCUGAACUAGAAGGUCAGGUCACUUAUUGGUACCGUGAGAUUGCAGAAAAGGGCUGGGAAGGUCUUCUGCUGGUGGAUCCAUGUCUCAAAGACCCAUCGCACCUAGCUGUUAUCGAGGGCAGCCCAUACACGAAUAUCAGUCGAAUAAUCCGGUAUCCAGAGCUGGAGGAUGAGGGAAAAGCUGACAUAGCCCUUAACCCGCUACAGUGGCAUCCCAGUGCCGCCUUCACGAAGUAUGUCUUGCACGACGAUGUCAUGAUUCAUUUUUCCGUCGCCAACGCUGGUCCAGGAGGAAAUCCACUCUCCGUGACUCCAUUCGUCCGUGGCUUUGUUAUUAGCAAAUGGACUGCGCAAUUGAACCACAUUCGCAGAAGCUAUAGUCAUACGCGUGCAGCGCUCUUCUCCAAAGUACCAUCGUGUCAUCGCGUAGGUACAGGCAUUUCGGUCAGACAUACGGUGCUCUGGGGAGCAGACUGGAAAGAGUGGAUGUUUGAAACAAUGACGCGGUUUACGACGGACCUUUACCUAUACCGUUUGGAGGUUGAGACCAACAUGCGUGCACUCGGUAUCGAUGUCGACGACCCUCAAAGUUAUGGAUUCGUCGGUAAACGGGAGGCACAAAUGUGGCGGUUUCUGCGUUCCACCUGUCUCGAUUUGCAGGAUAUGUUCCAACAAUUAACCAACUCAUAUACACAGGUUAUUGCGCUGAGGGAGGCGCAGGCGAGUAAUGCGCAAGCAAGCUCGAUUCGCUGGCUUACUGUACUGGGAACCCUCUUUGUUCCUAUAUCUAUCGUUGCAGGAAUAAUGUCAAUGGGAGGCGAAUUUUUGCCGGGAGAGAAGAAGUUCUGGGUGUUCUUCGCUGUGGUGUGCCCUGUGUUGCUGGUCAUUGGCGUCGUUCUUGUUGUGACGCUCGGGUGGCGGGCAGUGUCAAAUUGGCUAUGUGCUCACGGCUUCAUGACUUGA